CAACUUCUUCAUUUAUUUUUUCCCUCCCGAAAUAUUGUACUAUCUGUUCAAUUUUUACAUGUAAAAAAAUCUACCGAUUUCUCCACCUUUUCCCAAGUGUUACAUUUUCUUAGUACUUCCCUACUUUGAAAUUCACGUCAUGAAUAUGACACAUUUUCUUGCUUAGUUGUAAAUUGCUUUGCCCUAUUUUUUUUUUUUUCGUUUACUUGGUCCUUUAUAGAGUGAGAUAUAGGAUUUUAAGAACUUCAUUACAAACACCAUCUAGCUAGCUAGCUAAAUCAUAUAUUCCUAACUCAAGUUUCUCCCUAUCGAAAGAGUUUAGCUAAUCGGAAAAGAUGGGCCGGCCAGGUGCGAGUUCCGGCACCUCUCAAACCCCUGAAACCAUUGAUGAUGCUCCUCCUCCAUUUGAGUCACCCCUCGAUGAUAAUCAGCAAGAAACUUAUGACAAUGAAACACCAAAGAACAAAGUAGACACUGCACCACCACAAGUGCCAAUGCCGGCGGCAGCUCCGGCACCGCCGGCGGCGGCGGCAUUCCCUCCUCAAACCUCCCAACCAUCUCAGUUUCCACCACAAAAUACCCAAACGAGGUCAAUCCAUGGCCAACCACAAGCCUUCCCGCCAUCUCAACAAGAUCAUCCCCAAUCUUUUCCUCCACAAGCUUUUCCUCCGCCUCAACAUGAUCAACCACACGCCUUUCCGCCGCCUCAGAGCGCCGGAGGUCAACCACAAGCUUUCCCUCCUCCCCAAUCAUUUCCUCCACCACAAAGCCAGCCAGCAGCCUUCCCUCCUCCGCAACCUGAAAUCCACUCUUUUCCACCUCAACAACAUCAGUAUCAUCCGCAGCCUAAUCCAACUUUUCCGACCGCCGGAACUAAUCCCGGAUUUGCACCCAAUCCGAUGAAUCAGCCAAUGCCGAAUACCGGUUUUGUUCAACCCAAUAUUCCCCAUCAGGGAUUCCCAGUUGCACCAAAUGCUCAGAUUAAUCCCUGGCAAGCAGAAUUUUUUGGUUGCAUGGAUGAUCCCACAAAUGCUCUUAUAACAGCUUGCUUUCCCUGCGUGACAUUUGGGCAAAUUGCUGAGAUUAUUGAUAAUGGCCAAACUUCUUGUGCUACAAGUGGAUUGCUGUACGGUUGCAUAGCUUUCUUCAUUGCAAUGCCAUGCUUGAUUUCAUGCACUUAUAGAUCAAAGCUGAGGGCAAAAUAUGGACUAAUGGAAUCCCCAGCUCCUGAUUGGCUCAUUCAUUGCUUAUGUGAACCUUGUGCACUCUGUCAAGAAUACAGAGAGCUUCAGAAAAGGGGCAUUGAUCCUUCCAUUGGUAAUUUGGGUUGCUUUUUUGUGAUUUUGAUUUGGGUUUUGUUAUUGGGUUCUUAUGGUAUGAAUGAAUUUAUAUUUUUCAGGGUGGCAAGGAAAUUUGGCAAGGGCUCAGCAGAGGGUGCAGAUGGGCAACAUGACCCCUCCAAUGAAGCAAAACAUGAUGGCCUAAAUCAAGAUUCAAUUUUUCCUUCUUCUUUAUACAUUUCUAUACUGUGGAGCAAAUAUGUGCAACCAAAAUCUUCACGUAAUUUUGUUGUGUAAUUGUGCUUAAACUCUCCUGUAAUUUGUACUUUUUUGUUUUUUUCUACUUUGAGGUUUGUUUUACGAUAUAUAUUUGAGAAUUGUAUGAUAUGUAUGUAAUACAUAUACUUUGGUUUCAACAAUGCUAUAUACUUCAAGGAUUUUCUUUCACCACUUAUCGUUUCUGGAAAUGCAAAUAUUCGUAUGAUCAACUUCU
Oldenlandia corymbosa var. corymbosa is the source of this 1773-nucleotide messenger RNA. Lineage: Eukaryota; Viridiplantae; Streptophyta; Magnoliopsida; Gentianales; Rubiaceae. The record is from the annotation of a GenBank genome assembly.